Molecule: messenger RNA, 1236 nt
Organism: Plasmodium vinckei vinckei
Lineage: Eukaryota; Apicomplexa; Aconoidasida; Haemosporida; Plasmodiidae
Product: signal peptide peptidase, putative
Exons: 9
Coding region: 1-1236 (411 amino acids)
Biological process (GO): membrane protein proteolysis
Cellular component (GO): membrane; cytoplasmic side of endoplasmic reticulum membrane; lumenal side of endoplasmic reticulum membrane
Molecular function (GO): aspartic endopeptidase activity, intramembrane cleaving
Source: RefSeq, a predicted model, not a curated record
AUGAAUUUACUAAAGUUAAUUGGAAAAAAUAAAAAAAUGAAGAAUCACGACAAGCGGAAUUCAAUAAUUUAUUACUCCUGUUAUGUACUUAUAGUUUUAAUUAUAAUUUUGUCGAGGUUUAUUGUGAUACCUCUAGUAGCCCAAAUGUCUUUAUAUACACUUAUAACGAUAUACAUUGGAAGUCAUGAAAGCUUAAAACAAUUAGAGGCUGAAGAAAAAAGUCAAAAGACUGACCAUAUAACGACAUAUGAUGCAAUAAUGUUUCCAAUUAUUGGAUCAGCUGCUUUAUUAACAUUGUAUUUUGCCUACAAGUUUUUAGAUCCCUAUUAUGUGAAUAUGCUACUAACCGUUUAUUUAACAAUGGCCGGAGUAUUUUCACUACAAGGUGUUUUUUCAACUAUUUUGGAACCCUUUUUUCCACGAUUGUUUAAAAAAGAUGAAUAUAUUAAAAGUAUUAAUGCUCCAAAGUUUAUUUCAAAAGAACCAAUUGUAUUUAAUACAAACAAAGGAGAAAUUUUGAGUUUGAUUGUUUGUUUUAUAAUUGGUGGACGAUGGUUAUUUUACAAAGACUUUAUUACACACAAUAUUUUAGCAAUUUCCUUUUGCUUCCAAGCACUAUCAUUGGUCAUUUUAAGCAACUUCGUAAUUGGAUUCAUACUAUUGUCUGGAUUAUUCGUGUAUGACAUAUUUUGGGUCUUUGGAAAUGACGUUAUGGUUACCGUUGCAAAAUCAUUUGAAGCUCCUGUAAAAUUGUUGUUCCCAGUAUCUUUAGAUCCAUUACAUUAUAGCAUGCUUGGUUUAGGAGAUAUAAUUAUUCCAGGAAUUUUAAUGGCUUUAUGCUUACGUUUUGAUUUUUAUUUGCAUAGAAAUAAAAUACAUAAAGGAAAUACCAAGAAAAUGUUUAAUGAUAUAUCUAUUCAUGAAUCUUUCAAGAAAUAUUAUUUUUAUACAAUAACAGUAUUUUAUCAAGCAGGUUUAUUAUUAACAUAUUGUAUGCUCUUUUAUUUUCAACAUGCUCAACCAGCUUUGUUAUAUUUAGUACCUGCUUGUAUAAUAGCCAUAGUAGGAUGCGCAUUAUGUAAAAAAGAAUUUACAAUAAUGAUUAAAUAUCAAGAAAUUACAGAUAAAGGUUCAAAUACCGAUGAAGCAAAGAAAAAGCUCAUUGAAAAAGAAGAAACCCUUAAAAGUCAAGAAUCAAUUAUGUCAGUUACAAAAAAAAGAAUGAAUGCUAAAUAA